AUGCUGCGGCGGCGCGACUACUGCGCGGCGGCCGAGCUGGGGGGCCGCGUGUACGUGGCGGGAGGUUGUUGCUUCGAGUCCGCCGACGUGGAGCCAGAGGACAUCGACAGCGACGCGGGUGGCCGCGUCGUGCGGCGAGAGCCGGCGCCCGCCGAGCUGCGCCUCGAGAGGGCGCCCCCGCCGCCGGCCGAGCCGCGGGACUGCGGCGACGGUGCGGCCGCGGCGGCGGCGGGCGGCGCUUGGGAUCGCCUCGCGCGUGCGCUGGAGUCUGCGGGCGGCUCCGCGGACGGCGGCGUGCUGGCGCUGCGGCAGCGGGCGGACGGCUGCCGCGGGCUGUGCCUGGCGGUGCGCGGUGCGGACCGUGCGGUGCGCACCGCCGAGAAGCUGCCGCCGGCACUCGCUCGGAGGACCCAUCGGCCCUCCGCGGCGCGCGCCCUUCGGGACGGCGAGCUGCUGCUCCGCGUGCCCGCGGCGGCAUGCUGGUCCGUGGGCGCGGCGCGCGGGCGCCUGGCGCCCUUUGCUGCCGCGGGCGGGCUCAUGCUCGAGGUCGCCGGCGUGCCGCGCCUGGAGGACGAUUCGAGGAAGAGAAAACGCCUUGUGAGAAUUCAGCGGUUCGAGGACGAUUCGAUCCACGAUUCGAGGAAGAUUGGCGACGAGAGGGCCGCGCACCUGGCGCUGUUGCCCGGCAGCGCUGGGGCGGCCAGCGCUGCGCGGCGGAGGGCCCGCGGGGAGGCCGCCGAGUGGCCCGCGGAGCCAGACGUACCCGUGCGGUGGCCGCCGAGCCAGAUCGCGUCGCUGCUGAAGGGCACGGAGGCUGCGGAGGCCGUGGAGGUGCUGCGGCGCAGGGCGCUCAGGGAGUGGAGGCUGCUGUGGAGGCGCGUCUUCUCGAGGCUCCCUGGCUUCUUCGACCCCCGCGCGUUCUGCCUGGAGCUCUUCCUGUGGGCGUGGGCGGUGGUCUGCAGCCGGGCGGUGGAGUUUCCGGCGGGCGACGCGGCAGCCGGCCCGGGCGGGUGCGGGCGGCACGUGCUGCUGGUCCCCGUGCUCGACAUGCUCAACCAUGACGCGUCCGCGCCGCCGCGCGCGCCUGCCGGCGCCAGCGCCGACGGGCGAGGCGAGCGGCUGUUCGCGCUGGCGCCCGGCGGCUGCGUGGAGUUCCGGGCCGACCGUGAGUAUCAGGAGAAGAGAAAGCUCGAGGCCUCAUCGAUUCGGGAAGCCUCAAACAGCGGCGCGCCCCCCUGA
This is a messenger RNA of Prorocentrum cordatum, 1239 nucleotides long. Lineage: Eukaryota; Dinophyceae; Prorocentrales; Prorocentraceae. The record is from the annotation of a GenBank genome assembly.